Melospiza melodia melodia is the source of this 1710-nucleotide messenger RNA. RefSeq names its product galactose mutarotase (gene GALM). Gene Ontology annotation, molecular function: carbohydrate binding; aldose 1-epimerase activity. The transcript has 8 exons. The record is from RefSeq and is a predicted model, not a curated record. NCBI's taxonomy places the organism in Eukaryota, Metazoa, Chordata, Aves, Passeriformes, Passerellidae. Bases 135 to 1169 code for a protein of 344 amino acids. Gene Ontology annotation, biological process: beta-D-galactose catabolic process via UDP-galactose, Leloir pathway; glucose metabolic process.
GAUUGUUCUGGCUGCCCUUUGGAGCUGGGAGUGCUCCUCUCCCGCCGCCAUUGCUUCUUCGUCCUGAGCGUCCUUCCCGACGAGCAGGGUUGCGGCUCCCGCCGGAGGUGCCGGUCGCCGGCUUUUAGGGAGCGAUGACGACGGUGCGGAAAGAGGCGUUCGGGCGGAUGCCCCCGGAGGAGGGAGGCGGAGAGGUGGAGAAGUUCGUCCUACAGUCGGACAGCGUGAGAGUGGAGAUCCUGUCUUUUGGGUGCAUUAUCACCAGGCUGGAGACAAAAGACAAGGAUGGGCAGUUUUCAGAUAUUGUCCUAGGAUUUGACACUUUAGAAGGUUACACGGCGAAGCACCCGUACUUCGGUACUGUCGUGGGCCGUGUUGCCAACAGGAUUGCAAACGGGAAGUUCGGUGUGGACGGGAAGCAGUAUCAGCUGUUCACUAACAACGGGCCCAACAGCCUGCACGGAGGAGCCAAGGGGUUUGACAAGGUUCUCUGGAGCGCCGAGGUGCUCCCAAAUGGCGUCCGCUUCUUCCGGCUCAGCCCCGACGGCGAGGAAGGCUACCCUGGUGACCUCAAAGUCUGGGUCACCUACACCCUUAAUGGCAGGGAGCUGGCCAUCAACUACCAGGCCCAGACCAGCAAGACAACCCCCAUCAGCCUGACAAACCACUCCUACUUCAACCUGGCAGGGCAGGGCUCCCGCGAUGUCUAUGACCACGAGAUCUCCAUUGAAGCAGAUUCCUACCUGCCUGUGGAUGACACCCAGAUCCCUACUGGGGAGGUGGCCGCAGUGCAGGGCACUGGAUUUGAUCUCCGGCAGCCUGUGGAGCUGGGCAAGCACUUGCAGAAGUUUCACCUGGGUGGCUUUGACCACAACUUCUGCCUGCACCAGGGGCAGGAUCGACGCCUUGUGGCCAGGGUUUUCCACCCGCCCACUGGCAGGACCAUGGAGGUUCACACCACCCAGCCUGGCAUCCAGUUUUACACUGGGAACUUCCUGGAUGGUUCCCUGAAGGGCAAAGGUGGUGCCACAUACCCCAAGCACUCGGCUUUCUGCCUGGAAACCCAGAACUGGCCUGAUGCUGUGAACAAGCCUCACUUCCCCAAUGCCCUGCUCCAUCCGGGUGAGGAAUACAACCACACCACGUGGCUCGUGUUCAACACUGCUUGAGGAGAAGGGCUGCUGACUCCCAGCACUAAGAGGGGAACCCGACCGGGACCGGCGGGGAGACACGGACCUAGACCUACGAGGAGACACGGACCUGGACCUACGAUAGGAAGCUGACCUGGACCUGCAAAGAAAGCAAUUCCAAGAGUUGUUCAAGUGAGGCUUUUUCUAGGCUAAAGAAGGCAACAAGAAUAAGACAAACUCAAACACACCUCCUACCACGGCUGCGGCUGCGUGACCGGGAAUACCUUCUCCCUCGGGACCUCGAGCGGGAUCUAGAGCGGGACCUGGGUUUAGGUUAGAAAAAACAAGUAUCAGCAGACAGCUGCAGCAACCCACACGUCUGAGGCCCUGCUGAAGUCAAAACUUUUUUCAGACAACUAAAGAACUAGCAUCUGCCAGAUGGAAAAAUGUCUGGGCCUACUUGUCUUGAGCAUUUUUACUACCUAGAAAAAUGUUAAAAGCUGAAUUACAUUGCAGAAUUACAUUAGAAUAGAAAACACUGUAAUGCGUAUUUAAAAUAAACCUUGCAAGUUUGCAGGUC